AUGUAUGACACCAUCAACUACAACAACUCUGACUACAAUACCACCAGAUCUGAAUCGAAAGAAUAUUGUUCUCUUUGGAAGCUAUUGUCUUACAAAUGUAUAAUGUUUUCAGGUUUAUUAGUAUUAGCUAGGGAUGUUAAUGUAAGAGAAGGUAGUCCAAGUUGCAUUGUCGAGAAGCUAAGAGAUAUCGGUGCACUCUCUUUGAAUUGCAAGAACAAUGAACAAGAUGUUUUAGUCUGCCAAUCUAUAGAAGCUUGUCUUCAAUCAAAUUAUAUAAAGACAUUCAAUAGGUAUCAAAUCUUGGUUGAAGAUGGUAUACAUGAAUGUGUUCAAACCAAACCGAUAUUGUUAGACCGUAAUUUAUUUAUUGAUAUUAAACCUUUCAAUGAAUCAUCAAAAGUAUCUUUUAAAUGUAUUGGAAAUAAUUUAUUCUUAAAUUUAACAACUUCAUACUCAUUAGAAGUAAAUAUUACAGGAAUUGAAAUAGAUGGUACUUCGAAUGACCCUAGUAUUACUAGCAGUAUUAUCUAUAUAAAAAAAGAAAUCUAUUCCCCUUCUUCUAUUUCAAAGUUGAAAUUGAACAAUGUUACAGUUCUUAAUGCUUUGAUAAUAAAUGAUUCUGAACAAUCAAGUGUAGUUUCUCUUUUUGGAGUGUCAUUGGAAAUAAUAAAUUCUAAAUUUAUUAACUGUUCGUCAAAAGGUGGAGCUAUUGGUGUAUAUGGAGACGUGAGAUGUACAAUGUCAGUUUCAAAUUCUACUUUUAUAAAUAAUAAAGGAUCUUAUGGAGGUGCUAUCUAUACCGGUCCAGGUAUCAGUACCCAGGUGAAUGACUCUCAUUUUGUAAAUAAUUCGGCAACUUUCAAUGGAGGUGCACUCUACUCAACCAUGUCAACUAAAAUUUCGAAUUGCUUUUUUUCAAAAAAUAAAGCAAAUCAAGGUGGUGGUGCAGUUACUAUUAAAUCAGAUAAUUCAAAACUCAAUAAUAAUAUUUUUGAGUUGAAUUCAGCUUCAAAUGGAUUUGGUGGUUCUUUGCUUUUAUCUUCAUAUUCAUUAAAUGUUUCUAUUGGAAUAACUAAUUCAAGAUUCUCAAAUAACACUGCUGCUUUUGGUGGAGCAAUUGGAAUUACAACAACAGGAGUAUUUGAUUUUAUUGGUACUGAAUUUAUAGGUAAUGAUGCUUUAAUUUCAGCAGACAGUAUAUAUUUCCCUAAUAUCUAUUAUAAAAAUAUAAAUUUUACGGGUGGUAGAUUUAUUUCUUCAAAAGAUACAAAGAAUUUCCCAGACUACUAUGACACAGUAUUAAAAUACGAAUAUUUCAAUGAAACUUCAAAAGAUUGCCCUUUCGAUUCGCAAGUUUUCUUUUAUCCAAAUUCAAUACUGAGUAAAUGUUUAAAGAUUGAAUACAAUGUAUUUAACACUACAGAACUUCCAGGAAAUAACUCUCAGAAUUAUACUACUAGUGGCAGUUUGGAAGAAUUUAACUUACCUGGAAGAGGUUCUGAAGAAUUGAACACAAAAAGUGGAAGUUCAGAAGAGAUAUAUCCUAACCAAAGAAGUGGAAAUGAUGGUUCAGAAGUAAUUAAACCAUUAACCAACUCGGGCUCCCAAUUAUCAAGCGAUAUUAACAAAUGUUUAUAUUUUGCUCUUUCAUUAAUUGCUUUCCAAAUUAGAUUCUAUAUUUUAUAA
Messenger RNA from Heterostelium album PN500, 1686 nucleotides. RefSeq names its product polymorphic membrane protein repeat-containing protein. The record is from RefSeq and is a predicted model, not a curated record. Bases 1 to 1686 code for a protein of 561 amino acids. Lineage: Eukaryota; Evosea; Eumycetozoa; Acytosteliales; Acytosteliaceae. The transcript is spliced from 7 exons.